UCUUUAAUAUUUCUCUAACAUUUAAGGAAUCACUUUGGCGUUUCCUUCUGAUCAUUUCAUUUAAAUUUUUUGCUCUCGUUACACUGAUAAAGAUCCCCAUUCCUCACAAUAAAAUGGCCACUUGUUUGUAUUUUUUCCAGGGUAGAGAUAAGGACUGUAUAUUAUUAUCUUUUGUAAGGUCUACUGAAAACCCAACAAGCUGUGCUGCUUCUCUGCUUGGAGACUGGCACAGGAUAAAUGUGGCUCUUACUCGUGCUAAGAAAAAGUUGAUCAUGGUAGGGUCUCGGAGAACCCUAUCAAAGGUUCCUUUACUUAAACUUCUUAUAAGCAAAGUUGAGGAGCAAACAGGAAUUUUAAUUUUGUCUAAGAAGGAUAUAUAUCGAAAAGGUGAGCUCAAGAGAUGUUCCCAACUCAGAUGAUCAAUGCAAAUUCUUUUAUUCAUAUUUUCUUAGGUUAUUGCAUUAUCAUACAAAUCACAUCCAUUAUGUGAUUUAGAAAUGUAAAUGUAUAUAGUGUACAAAACCAUUUUCCAAUUUUCAAUUUUUGCUUUUCCAAAAUUAAUAUUAUUGGUUACUAAUCGAAUAAUGCAACCAAAAGUAU
Vigna umbellata (rice bean) is the source of this 600-nucleotide messenger RNA. NCBI's taxonomy places the organism in Eukaryota, Viridiplantae, Streptophyta, Magnoliopsida, Fabales, Fabaceae. The record is from RefSeq and is a predicted model, not a curated record.